Cryptomeria japonica (Japanese cedar) is the source of this 1074-nucleotide messenger RNA. RefSeq names its product F-box/kelch-repeat protein At1g55270-like. The transcript has a single exon. Gene Ontology annotation, biological process: negative regulation of cytokinin-activated signaling pathway; regulation of phenylpropanoid metabolic process. Lineage: Eukaryota; Viridiplantae; Streptophyta; Pinopsida; Cupressales; Cupressaceae. Gene Ontology annotation, molecular function: protein binding. The coding region runs from base 1 to 1074 and encodes 357 amino acids. The record is from RefSeq and is a predicted model, not a curated record.
AUGUACAAAUUUGGAGUUAACAUACAACUUGCUGUAAUUGCAAUGGGAUCUCUUUUUCCUGGUCUUCCAGAUGAAAUUGGGUGGGAAUGUCUGCUGAGAGUGAAGCUGAACUCUCAUCACAAUCUCAGGUGUGUCUGCAAAAGCUGGAACGCCGCUUUGAAAAGCCCCCACUUUUAUCAACAAAGAAAAAGAUUGAAUAUUUCCGAGCAAUGGAUUUGUAUGCUGCUGAAAAUAGAUGACAUUUGCAACAGAGUAGCGGUUUACGACCUGGAGAAGAACUCCUUUAAAUUUCUACCGCCCAUUCCGGCAGAAAUUAAGAACACCUUUCACUGCCAUUUUGUGAAACAAAAACUGGUUUUGAUCCCGGAUUUUUUUCUCGACACUGCAAGAAGUUAUGUGUGGUUGUACGAUUUUGCUUGUUUGAAAUGGCGACAGGGUGCGAAAAUGCCAAAAUGGUUGAAUGGAUUUGCCUCCGCAGCAGAUGAACACGGGGGACUGAUUUAUAUUGGUGGAGGGUUUGCACAGGGUUGCAUUUUCCGUAGGCUGUCCCGUAGCGCUUUUGUUUACAACGUGGAGGAGGACAAAUGGGAUGUUCUCCCCAACAUGAAUACCUCAAUGGAGUCCUCCAUUAGAGGUGUUUUUGCUGACGGCAAGUUUUAUGUAAUGGGAUAUUCUGGGUAUGGCACCUUUGACGUUUUUGAUUCCUACACGAGAAGCUGGAAAACUAUGGAGAACAGAUUCAACAGUUGGUGUUAUGUAUGUGUAUCUGGGCGCUUUUAUUGUUUGUCUGGUAGGGGAUUGAUUGAAUAUGACUAUACCCAAGAUGAGCUCCACUCUCUAGGGCCUAUUCUCACGCAAGAUUGGGCCCGAUCUAUUGAUUGGGCUCGAUCUAUUGACUUCGCUGUAGUGGUUAGCAAUAAAAUCUUUGUGAGCAAACGGAAUAUCAUUCAAGGUCAACAUUACUGGAUGAUCGAACCUCCAAGUGAGAGAGGAGGAACAUUCAAGUUGAUUAACACUUUGGGACCAUCGGAGCUCCAGGGUUCUACUAUACAUGUUGCUACCCUGGAUCUUUGA